AUGGCAGAUCUCGUUGGAAAGUUGACCGCCUCUGGAGGCACCGAAUCCGCAGGAUUCCUGAACGAUAUCAUCGAGCAGCUAUGGCCCAAUAUCAACGUUGCAGGCUGCAAGAUGGUCAAGGACAUCGUCGAGCCCAUGUUUGCUUCCAUGCUCCCGGGCCCUCUGGCUACACUCAAGUUCGUCAAGCUCGACCUUGGCAAUGUUCCCAUGCGGGUUUCUAAGGUGGAUGUCCACAAGGCCGAUAACGACGGGAUCAAGCUUGACAUGGACGUGACCUGGGAGGGGAAGAGCGACAUUGAACUGGAUGGCAAGAUGGUUCCCAAACUGGGCAUCGAGCAUGUCCAUUUGAAGGGCAGACUGUCCAUUCUGCUUGCUCCUUUGACAAAUGUCAUUCCCUUGAUUGGGGCUGCGCAAGUUGCUUUCAUCAACCCGCCGGAGCUCAAGCUCGACUUCACCAACGCAGCCAACGUCGCAGACUGGGCUCUUGUGGACAAGGCCGUCCGCAAGGUCAUCCUCAACAUCAUCGCCUCCAUGGCUGUUCUCCCCAACCGCUAUCUCGUCAAGCUGGACGGCAACAACGACUACUUCAAAACGUACUUGCCCCCCCUGGGCGCACUGCGCUUAACUGUUGAGAGAGCUGUUGGCAUCAGUGGCCCGAAGAAGAGCGGUGCCAAGAGAUUGUUGGCCAAGAUCGUCAAGGAUGUUCCCGACUGUUACUGCAAAGUCAACGUCGGCGCUGAGGAGGAAUGGCGCACCUCGGUCAAGAAGAACGACAAAGAUCCAGAAUGGAACGAGACCCACGACUUUCUGGUGGCGGACUACGAGCAGCGGAUUUUCCUCGAUGUCCAGGACGACGAUCUCGGCGGCGACGACGAUAUUGGCAUCGCCACAACCUCAGUCAAGGACAUCUUAUUGAACAACGGCUCGCAGGAGUUAGCACUCACCCACAAGGGCGAGCCCACGGACGCCAAGAUUGUCGUCCACGCCAAGUUCUACAACUUUGUCGAGGACGCUGGUGUGAUUACAUCUACCCAGAGUGAGAGCGAGGGCCAGAUUGUCGGCCUUGCCACGGUGCUCAUCGCCAGCGCCCUCGGGCUGCAGGGCCAGCGCGACGAGCUCAACCCCAGCAUCAAGUUCACGUGGGGCGCCAAGGAGUACCGCACCGCGGCCAAGUCCUACAGCCCCGGAACGGACAUCUACAACCCUUCCUUCGACCAGGCCUUUAGGAUCCCGGUGACGGCGGACCUGCUCGCCAGCCCCGGAAACUUCAAGAUCUCGCUGAUGAACAAGACCGACGAGACCGGGUCGGUCGAGAUCCCUUUCCAGGACGUCCUCCAAGCUCCUGGUCUGGUCAAGGAGGAGAGCUUCGACGUCGGCUCGGGCGCGACGGUCCGGGCGAGGAUCUCGCUCCGGGGCUUGCAGGCGAGCACCUAA
Molecule: messenger RNA, 1434 nt
Organism: Neoarthrinium moseri
Lineage: Eukaryota; Fungi; Ascomycota; Sordariomycetes; Amphisphaeriales; Apiosporaceae
Exons: 4
Coding region: 1-1434 (477 amino acids)
Molecular function (GO): lipid binding
Source: RefSeq, a predicted model, not a curated record